Phoenix dactylifera (date palm) is the source of this 1035-nucleotide messenger RNA. The record is from RefSeq and is a predicted model, not a curated record. NCBI's taxonomy places the organism in Eukaryota, Viridiplantae, Streptophyta, Magnoliopsida, Arecales, Arecaceae.
AUGAGUGAUAGCGAGAACGAAGUUCUGGCUAACUAUAGAAGAAAAGGAGUGAAAACAUCAUCUCAAGAAGCUACCAACAUGCCAGCAAGGCCAGCUGCAAAUGCUGUAGCCACUCAGGCAGAUCUUGCUGGGGUAUGUCAGGUGGUGGCACAGCUUCUUCAGCAGCAGCAGCAGACGCAGCUCUCUUGCCGACCGGUAUCGUCCACCGAUACCUAUUAUGAGAAAUUUCGGAGGCUGCACCCUCCAAUGUUUGAGGGAGGUGCUGAUUAUUUGGCUGCGGAGGCCUGGAUUCGGGAGAUAGAGGAGAUGUAUGAUGCCCUACAAUUUCCCGAGGAGGUCAAGGUCAAAUUGGCGGUUCCUAUGCUCAGAGGAAACGCUAAGUUCUGGUGGAUAGCUAUGAAGGCUGCUGUCCAAGGAAAUGGUGAACAACUGACAUGGGAGGAAUUUAAAGGUAAAUUCUACAACCAAUACUUUCCUCAGUCAGUGAGAUUGGUGAAGCAGAACGAAUUCUUGGCCCUGAAACAGACCGAGAAUAUGACAGUUUUGGAAUAUGCCAGCAAGUUUAAUGAGUUGGGCAGGUUUUGUCCUCAGUUUAUGGAGGAGGAGAUAAGUAAAGCUAAAAGGUUUGAACAAGGCCUGAGAUAUGGGAUCAGGUCAAGGUUGGCUGUUCUGCUUUUCACUAGUUACCAGGAUGUGUUGGAAAGGGCUUUGAAAUUAGAAGCUGAAUUGAACAGGACAGAAAAGGAAAGAGAUGAGCUGAAAAGGUCUAGGGCAACCGGGGAUCAGAAUGCAAGGCCAAGAAAUUCUGGAGAAAAUGCAAACAAGAAGAAGAAAUUCGGGGUCUGCAAGUUCUGUAACAAGUCACAUGGAGGACCUUGCUUUAAGAAGAUGGGAGCUUGUUUUAACUGUGGUCAGGUUGGGCAUAUUGCACGUGAUUGUCAGCAGAAGAAGAAUGACCUCAGGCCCUACUGGAUCAGGGGAUCAGAAGCAGAAGGGGACUGCUCGGGUUUUUGCACUGACUCAGCAGGAUGUUAG